Messenger RNA from Arthroderma uncinatum, 2019 nucleotides. RefSeq lists its product as uncharacterized. Gene Ontology annotation, molecular function: D-alanine-D-alanine ligase activity; metal ion binding; ATP binding. The transcript has 2 exons. The coding region runs from base 1 to 2019 and encodes 672 amino acids. NCBI's taxonomy places the organism in Eukaryota, Fungi, Ascomycota, Eurotiomycetes, Onygenales, Arthrodermataceae. The record is from RefSeq and is a predicted model, not a curated record.
AUGGCGGGGUCUCACAAAGUCCAGUUAUGGAAGCAAGGCACCUUGCUUAGCGAACACACAUGGUGGAUCUUACGAGCCUCGUACCAGGAAGACCAUCGAUGGGCGUCUGUGGACUGCGUGUUUAUCAGUGUCGAUCGUGGCUUGGUCGAAAAGGACAACGUCUUCUCUGGCAGUCUCGACGGCCUUCGUCUUGUUGCUGUUGACGAGAAAUCCCAGCAGCCGACUACGCUCGAGCCCGGAUCCUUUGGCGGACUGGAAGCUUAUAGCUUCUUCUUGAGGAUCAUCUCGACACCAGCAGUUCGGGGCCAGGCGCGGCUUGUUAAGCUGAUUGUUCCACUGGCAAAGGGAUACAUCGUGCGAUCAGACAUCAUUCCUCUACGUCUUUGCGAUUGUUUAAUGGUGGAGCAAGUCUGCUCUUUUGCACAGCCGCUCCAAAGCUAUGGAGGUGAUGUCGCUUGUCUACACCCUACCACCUUCGAUAGUAAGAGAGACAACCUCUCCCUACCUGAAAUAUCAGGCAGUGCUGUGGCUGGUAUACUUGUCUGCCCGGUGGACCAGGCUGAGUUGGAAAGUGUCUCAUCAGACCUGGAUCAAGAACUUGAUAAUCGACUUUCCUUUCCAUGGAUUAUUGAGACAGAAACACCACCGCGUCAGAGGAGGCUUGCUCUCGUCGAAGCAAACAGCUCACAUCCAGAGGAUGGCCUUGGUCUCUACACCGCUGCUGCUGCGCUGGGAAUCAGCUUGGUCGUCUUGGACAACGCCGGUCACUGGCUGGAAAGCUCUGGUAGUGCCGUCUGCGAGGCAUUCCUCCCUACGCGGUUGACCAACCCUCCACAGGCAGAGAUGAAAGAUAAUAUUCUUGCAUCUCUGCAGGCCUACGGUAAACCUAUAGACGGCAUUGUCACUUUUGCAGAUACCUACUGGCCCUAUGUUGCUGAGGCCGCCAAGGCCCUUGGUCUGUCGGCCAAUUCGUCCGAUGGCCUAAGGAUCGCUACAAACAAGUAUCUUUCGAGCAUACAUGCAGGGCGCCAGGCCCAUAGCGUGAAGAGCCUCGACCAAGUUGUCUCGAUCUGCCAGGAGCACGACCUGCCUUACCCCUUAAUUGUCAAACCCUGUGGGGGAUGGAGUUCCGAAGGCGUUUACCGUGUUGAUUCACAGCCUGCCCUCGAGGAUGCCGUAAGCACCGCACUUGCUUCUCGCCACGGGCACGAACUCGUUAUUGAGCCCUAUUGUGACGGGCCAGAGGUCGAUAUUAAUCUUAUACUACAUGAUGGAGAACUUCUAUUUUUUGAAGUGUCGGAUGACUUGCCAAAAUCGGCGGAUACCAAUGGACAAAGCCAUGGCUCCCUAUCCAAUUUCCAUGAGCUAUACAGCGUUUAUCCAUCAGAACUGCCUGAUGCGGAAAUUCAGCUUUUGCGACAUACCUUCCUGGCUAUGUUACUAUCUCUUGGUAUAAGGAGUGGGGUGAUGCACCUAGAAGGACGCAUACAGGAUUCCACAGUUGAAUAUACAACCAAAGAUGUGAUGAUGGUGCUCUCCCCACGGGUUGAUAUGGGUCGUCAUUCACCAAAGGCAUGGCUCAUUGAGAUCAACCCACGCCCCCCGGGAAUGACUGGUUCUCAUAUUGUUCAAUCCACUUAUGGAAUUGACUACUGGGGAGUGGCGCUACUUUCCGCCAUGGGGGAUAAGGCUCGCGUACUUGCUCUGGCCCAGCCAUUCGUUAAAGGACCGCAAUACACCAGCGUCAUGGUCUUUAUCCCUGCAGACUUUCCACCUUCAUGUGAAGGAAUCUUUGAUUCAGACGACAUCUGCAUUGACCUUAUCAAGCGAAGACCUGAUCUCAAACCGUUUAUUAGCAGAUAUGGGUGUUUUGUGAAACGAGGGCAACAUGUUCCACAUCCCAGUACCAGCCGGAACACCUUUCUAGCUUAUUUUAAUGUCUUCUCGCGCAACAGUCGUGAAGAAGUAUUAAAGAUUGCUCAUCAGAUUCGAGAGGCAGUUACAUAUACCUUCAUUUAA